This is a messenger RNA of Acyrthosiphon pisum (pea aphid), 436 nucleotides long. RefSeq names its product Nop10 ribonucleoprotein (gene Nop10). Gene Ontology annotation, biological process: ribosome biogenesis; rRNA pseudouridine synthesis; snRNA pseudouridine synthesis. The transcript is spliced from 3 exons. The record is from RefSeq and is a predicted model, not a curated record. NCBI's taxonomy places the organism in Eukaryota, Metazoa, Arthropoda, Insecta, Hemiptera, Aphididae. Gene Ontology annotation, cellular component: box H/ACA snoRNP complex. Bases 137 to 331 code for a protein of 64 amino acids. Gene Ontology annotation, molecular function: snoRNA binding; telomerase RNA binding.
UCUACACUAGUACCACUAGUACACUGACCACGUGCUUAAGCUUGUAGCGUCUUGAUAAAGGAUCAAGUGAACAUUGAACAAAACAAAUUUCAAUAGUCAAUAUUUUUAGUAUUUUUUUAUCGCCGAAAACCUGAAAAUGCUCUUAAGAUAUUAUCGUGGUGAAGACGGUACACGGGUUUACACUUUAAAGAAAAUGGAUCCUUCUGGCAACCAAACUUUAAGCGCCCAUCCAGCACGAUUUACACCAACUGAUCAACAUUCCAAAGAACGGAUUCGUAUUAAGGAAAGAUUUGGACUUCUGCCCACACAAAAACCAGCACCACAAUACUGAAAUCAUACAUUGACACACCAAAGAAAAAAGUGAAAAAAAAAUGAAUUGAAAACCCAAUUUGUCAACUUUAAUUCAAUAAAAUAAAUAAUUUUUUAUCAUAUAACA